This is a messenger RNA of Zonotrichia albicollis (white-throated sparrow), 549 nucleotides long. RefSeq lists its product as uncharacterized. Gene Ontology annotation, molecular function: RNA polymerase II cis-regulatory region sequence-specific DNA binding; DNA-binding transcription factor activity, RNA polymerase II-specific. Lineage: Eukaryota; Metazoa; Chordata; Aves; Passeriformes; Passerellidae. Gene Ontology annotation, biological process: regulation of transcription by RNA polymerase II. The record is from RefSeq and is a predicted model, not a curated record.
CUGGUGCUCCAUGAGCAGCUCCAUGAUGGGGAGAAGCCCCACACGUGCGAGGAGUGUGGGAAGAACUUCAGGUGGAACUGUGACCUGAUUGUGCACCAGAGGAUCCACACUGGGGAGAAGCCCUACGAGUGUGGGGAGUGUGGGAAGAGCUUCAACCGGAGCUCCCACUUAAUCAUACACCACAGGACCCACACUGGGGAGAAGCCCUUUGAGUGUGGGGGGUGUGGGAUGUGCUUCACAGACAGCUCCAACCUGAUCAGGCACCAGAGGACCCACACUGGGGAGAGGCCCUAUGAGUGUUCCAAGUGUGGGAAGAGGUUUAAGACCAGCUCCGAUCUCCUCCUGCACUAUCAGACUCACACAGAAGAGAGGCCCUUCCAAUGCCCCAACUGCGGGAAGGGAUUCAAGCGCAACUGCACCCUCAUCAGACACCGGCGCAUCCACACUGGGGAGAGGCCCUACGAGUGUCCCCAGUGUGGGAAGAGCUUCUCACAGAGCUCUCACUUGACCCAACACCAACGGAGGCACCGGUAAGGGAAGCCCUGGGAG